This is a messenger RNA of Dujonia railenensis, 690 nucleotides long. NCBI's taxonomy places the organism in Eukaryota, Fungi, Ascomycota, Pichiomycetes, Serinales, Debaryomycetaceae. The record is from the annotation of a GenBank genome assembly.
AUGACAGAUCCCAUAGAAAUCGAUAUAUAUGUAGACGGUUCCUCGCGCCAUAAUGGUCCUCUCGUAGAUCCCUACUGUGGUUAUGGAGUGUACUAUGGGCCCGAUGAUAAGAACAACGUUGGGGUAGCAAUGUCUUCAAUUGACUUGGUUGACGAGAAUAUUGCUCCCAACGGUCCAAGAGCCGAGCUUGCAGCAAUACGGCAUGCUCUUCGAGAUGUUCUUGCGUUCAAUAGCAGUAGUGUGAAGCACACUAUCCUAUCUGACUCGAAGUCAUCGGUCGAGGCUAUCACGGUAAGACUGAAAAAGUGGGUCAAAAAUGGUUGGAAAUCUUCUAAUGGAGCUGCAGUACAAAAUCGAGAUCUCAUUAUGGAGUGCUUACAAUUGCAUAAAGAGGUAAAUAGGAAUUAUAGAAGCAACGGAUGGGGCCCAUUGUACCUUUUCCAUGUCCAUGGCCAUAAAGGUGUGAAGGGAAACAUGGAGGCCGACAGAUUAGCGAUUUUAGGAGCUGACAAGGAUAAGUUAUUGAGGGAUGAGAUAGAGAAUAGGAGCUUCACAAAUGGAGAAAAGCAUUUGAAAGAACUUUUAGAAGAAGAAGAAGUACAAGGGUAUAAUAAGAUCGGCUGGUUUAGUGUCCUUUCUUUUGCAUGCUUCGUUUAUACAUUGCCAAUGUUGGAGCGUUCCAAACGUUAA